GAUUCCUCCCAGCACUAACUUCAAGAGGUGAGCCAGGGACUCAGGGUCCCAGAUACACGGACAGCAGCAGCAGCAGCAGCAGCAGCAGCAGCAGCAGCAGCAAGAGCUGAGCAAAAGACCAGAGGUCAGAGCCAUGGAAGACCAGCGCGACCUCAUCUCCAACCACGAGCAGCUGCCCAUACUGGGCCAGCGCCCCAGAGAGCAGGAGAGCAAAUGCAGCCGUGGAACCCUGUACACAGGCUUCUCCGUCCUGGUGGCUUUGCUCCUGGCCGGCCAGGCCACCACUGCCUACUUCCUGUACCAGCAGCAGGGCCGGCUGGACAAGCUGACGGUCACCUCACAGAACCUACAGCUGGAGAACCUGCGCAUGAAGCUUCCCAAGCCUCCCAAGCCUGUGAGCCAGCUGCGGAUGGCCACCCCCCUGCUCAUGCAGGCACUGCCCAUGGAAGGCCUGCGCCAGGGGCCCAAGCAGAAUGCAACCAAGUACGGCAAUAUGACGCAGGACCACGUGAUGCACCUGCUCCUGAAAUCCAAUCCCCUGAAGGUGUACCCGCAGCUGAAGGGGAGCUUCCCAGAGAACCUGAAACACCUCAAGAGCACCAUGGACAACCUGGACUGGAAGGUCUUUGAGAACUGGCUGCACCAGUGGCUCCUGUUUGAAAUGAGCAAGAACUCCCUGGAGGAGAAGCCCACUGAGGCCCCAACAAGAGUAUUGACCAAAUGCCAGGAAGAGGUCAGCCACAUCCCUGCUGUCCACCCGGGCGCAUUCCGUCCCAAGUGUGAUGAGAACGGUAACUAUAUGCCGCUCCAGUGCCAUGGGAGCAUCGGCUACUGCUGGUGCGUCUUCCCCAACGGCACUGAGGUCCCUCACACCAGGAGCCGCGGGCGCCAUGACUGCAGUGAGCCACUGGAACUGGAGGAUGUGUCUUCUGGACUGGGUGUGACUAAGCAGGACCUGGGCCAAGUCAUCAUGUGAAAACAAGAAGCGGUCUCCAGCACCAGCCAGCUCUGUGUGGUCACAGCUUUCCUGCUCCUCCGUGCCUCCAGCCUUCCCCAGUCCCUCCAAACUCCAUUCUCUCAUACCCUACACCUCGUUCCAUGAAAUUCUGGCGACUGGCUCUCCAUCAUCCUGGAGCAUGACAGAUCAAAAUAGCACAGAUGACACAAGAGGGCCCUGCUGCCCAACUCCUAGCCAUCAGCAGGGAAGCAAAACUGGGAGGUGGACCCCAACUAUGAGAACCCCCAUUUCCAACAUCAUAGUAGUCAUCAACAUGGGGCUCAGAGAUCUAGGCCCACAGACGGGGAACAGAACACCUCACCCCCAAACCCUAGGAUGAACAUAUUCGUGGUCCUCUCCCCUUCUGCCCCCUUUUUUUAAUCACUCCCCAAAGAACCCAGCCUCACCCACCAACUAGCCCUCCUCACUUAUGCCAGCCCAACUCUGCUGCUCAGCCAAGCUUGUCAUCAGCCUCAGGGCCAUGGCUCACGUAAGAAUAAAAGGUAGUAAGUAGAA
Messenger RNA from Marmota flaviventris (yellow-bellied marmot), 1513 nucleotides. It is a transcript of the gene Cd74, whose product is annotated as CD74 molecule. Gene Ontology annotation, biological process: T cell activation involved in immune response; intracellular protein transport; positive regulation of type 2 immune response. Gene Ontology annotation, molecular function: cytokine receptor activity; macrophage migration inhibitory factor binding; MHC class II protein binding. The record is from RefSeq and is a predicted model, not a curated record. Gene Ontology annotation, cellular component: membrane; cell surface; cytoplasm. NCBI's taxonomy places the organism in Eukaryota, Metazoa, Chordata, Mammalia, Rodentia, Sciuridae.